AUGCUCGCUAGACUCUCUUUCAUUGCCGCCGUGCUUUCUACGCUCUUUCUCUUCACAACUGCUGCACCUGCGUCCCUUGUAGCCGAACUUGAGCGGCGACAGGGGGCACUCACUUCAGCCGAUGGCAUUAUUGGCGACGUACUCAACGUGACUUCCGGCCUGCGUCGCGACACGGCUGAGCUUUCGGCAAAGCCAAGGCAAUUGGACAGUAUUACGGGCCUUGUUUCUAGCCUUCUUGGCGGAGUCGCAGGAGGCUCUCCGCCGUCAACGCCGCCUGCUUCAUCCUCACCGAUGCUUCGUCGCCAAGGCCUUCUCACCAGUGUCGACACUCUCCUCGCCGACGCUGAGGCCGUUGGAGGACUUGUCCGUCGCGGUGAAGUCGAAUUCAAGCUUGAGAAUGGCGACAAGAGCGUCGACAUGAAGUACGACCUGGACAAGAUCAACGACGAGGAGGAAGACUGCGACGAAGAUAAAGAAGAUGCGGGGGACGCGAAGGAGUCUCAUCAACCCGAGGCGGACGAGGACGAGGAUGAGGACGAUGAGGACGAGGAUGAGGACGAUGAGGACGAAAGUGAUGAAGAGGACGAGUGGACCAAGUAG
Messenger RNA from Peniophora sp. CBMAI 1063, 600 nucleotides. The record is from the annotation of a GenBank genome assembly. NCBI's taxonomy places the organism in Eukaryota, Fungi, Basidiomycota, Agaricomycetes, Russulales, Peniophoraceae.